Messenger RNA from Trifolium pratense (red clover), 2043 nucleotides. RefSeq names its product probable 3-deoxy-D-manno-octulosonic acid transferase, mitochondrial. Gene Ontology annotation, biological process: lipid A biosynthetic process. Gene Ontology annotation, cellular component: plasma membrane. The record is from RefSeq and is a predicted model, not a curated record. NCBI's taxonomy places the organism in Eukaryota, Viridiplantae, Streptophyta, Magnoliopsida, Fabales, Fabaceae. Gene Ontology annotation, molecular function: transferase activity. Bases 189 to 1529 code for a protein of 446 amino acids. The transcript is spliced from 11 exons.
CUCAAUAAGCAGGGUAGCUAGUAAACUGUCAGAGACUAAAAUUGAAAGCUCUGGGGGCGUGUGAGAAGUUCAGGAGGUGCGAAAAAUAAAAACUCUUAAAUUGGAGUUUAUAAUUUGCAAGGAAGGCCCAUAAGAAUAUGGUGGUUAUCGAUCUCUCUCCGGUGGAGUAACCAACCGCUAAACCGACGAUGAUGAAGAACGGAUUAGCGGCGUACAAGAUAUACAGAGCUCUAAGCUACGGCGUAUCACCGUUAAUCCGUCUUCACUUACGGUGGCGCAGAUUCCGCGGCCUUGAACACCUCCAACGAUGGCCAGAACGGCUAGGUCAUCCCUCUCAACCUCGACAACCAGGUCCCCUCGUAUGGUUCCACGCCGUUUCAUUAGGCGAAGGGAUGAUUGCAAUUCCAGUAAUCAAACACUGCAUUCAGAAAAUGCCUCAUUUGAAUAUACUCUUGACCAUAACCACUCUCUCUGCAUUUGAAGUGCUAAGAAAACGGCUUCCAAGUGAAAUCAUUUUACAGUUUUCACCAGUUGAUACACCUGCUUCCAUAAGUUCUUUCCUACAUUAUUGGAAACCAAAUGCUAUUGUGCUGAUGGAAAGUGAACUCUGGCCAAAUCUUAUCAUGGAUGCUUCAAAAAAUGGUAUAACACUGGCACUGUUAAAUGCUCGGAUUUCUGAAAAAUCCUUUAAUAUUUGGUCAGGAUCUGUGCUUCUUCCAUUGAUUUCAUUGAUGUUUUCCAAGUUUUCCUUGAUUGUGCCAUUGAGUACAGAGCAGGGUGUCCGGUUUCAGCUACUGCAAGCUCCUCCUUAUAUCAUAAACUUUUCUGGUGAUCUAAAGUAUGUAAUAGGAGACAUUGGAGUCGAUGAAAGCAGCAGAAAAAGUAUAGAUAAUCUAAGACUACAGCUUUCUCACAAGCAGGUUUGGAUGGCUUCUUCCAUUCAUAGGGGGGAAGAAGAAAUAAUAUUAGGAGUUCACACUGUCCUUAUGCAGCUGCAACCUAAUAUUGUUACUAUUAUUGUCCCUCGGCAUCCACAGCAUGGACGAGAGAUUGUGAAAAAAUUGGAGAGAGAAGGACAUAAUGUUGUUUUGAGAUCACAACACGAGAGGUUUACGCCAGAAACAAAUAUUUAUGUGGUAGACACUUUGGGUGAAUUAAGACAGUUGUACACAUUAACACCAAUAGCAGUGAUUGGGGGUUCGUUCGUCCCUGGUUUAUCUGGCCAUAAUAUCUCAGAAGCUGCAGCAGCUGGCUGUGCUAUUCUGACAGGUCACCAUGUUGGCCAUUUCUCCCACAUGGUACUGGAAAUGCAACAAUCCAAUCCUCUGUCCGUACUUCAGGUUUCUGGAAGAGUGGAGCUUGAAAAUUCUCUCAUUGAGCUCUUCACAAAUACAACACUUCUUGAAACUCGUCGUAGAGCUGCAAAGGAAGCAUUUUGUAUGUUGUCCAGUGAUAUUGUUGCGAAUAUAUGGAGUUUGCUAAAUUUUCAUAUUUUUAGUAGAUCGUUUACUGAGACGAAGCCUCAUUAAUAUCACAGCAAAGAAUAUGAAGAGUGAAAUUUCAUAACUAGGGCAUUUAACGUGAGAUAAAACUAUACUCAAAUUGCUACCAUAUUUCCCUGUAAUAGUGGUCUGUUUUCUCAAUAAAUUGCUAGGAAAGACCAAUUUAGCAUAAGCAAAUGUUUUUGUGUACUUGCUUAAAGGUGCUGCGUCUAUUUCAAGUUACUUUCUUACUCCUGAAGUUCUAUUAGUAUUUCAUUUGCAAGCUUGAAGAGUGUAGAUGCCAGAUUUUCACUUUCAUCCACGAGCAUUGUGAUAAGGAUUUUGGGUAUUAUGGGGUGCCCAAAUCCCUCGUUGAGUAGUAUGAGAUGAACAGUGGAGUAUUUAAGUACCACAUUUUUUUCUUUUGAUAGCUAGUUUUGAAGGGAAGGUUUCCCAAGUGUGUGAAUAUUUAUCAACUGGUAUCGGAGCUGGUUGUUGGCUCAAAAAGGGCUAUUUAUGGAAAGACUGUCUAGGAAGGUCAUGCAAAGCAACUUAGACUGCA